AGUGACCCAUUUGAUGGAGAAAGAACGAAACGAUCACGUGUACAGUACUCGAUCCUAUCAUUCACCAACCCAACAUUAUCAUCAUCGUCAACAACAACAACAACAACAACAACAACAACAACAACAAUCCACCAAUAAAAAAAAACCUAGGACAUCAUCAUCUCAAAAAAAGAAAAGGAAAUCUACACAACAAAAAAACGAAUAUACUUGCAAAAGACAAGAUGUAGCUGACAACUCUAUGCACUCUACUGCUACUGAAGAUGGUGUGACCCGAUGCAACAAUUGCGGUACUUGUAAUACUCCCUUAUGGCGCCGGAAUGUGGAUGGAUUACCUCUAUGUAAUGCGUGUGGUCUAUUUUUGAAACUCCAUGGAACUGUACGGCCCCUCAGUCUAAAAACAGAUGUCAUCAAGAAACGAAACCGUGGUGGUUCUUUAUCAUCAUCAUCAUCAUCCAAGCGAAAACGAUCCUCACGUGGAACAAGAAAAUGGUCAAAGAAAAAGAAUUAAUAUAUAUAGUACAUUAUCUCCAUUCUUUUCUUUUUUUUUUUUUUUU
Messenger RNA from Halteromyces radiatus, 554 nucleotides. RefSeq lists its product as uncharacterized. The coding region runs from base 14 to 508 and encodes 164 amino acids. Gene Ontology annotation, biological process: positive regulation of transcription by RNA polymerase II; negative regulation of transcription by RNA polymerase II. Gene Ontology annotation, molecular function: DNA-binding transcription factor activity, RNA polymerase II-specific; zinc ion binding; RNA polymerase II cis-regulatory region sequence-specific DNA binding. The transcript has a single exon. The record is from RefSeq and is a predicted model, not a curated record. Lineage: Eukaryota; Fungi; Mucoromycota; Mucoromycetes; Mucorales; Cunninghamellaceae.